AUGGGGCAGAACAUCAUAUUAGAAAGGUGUAGCGGUCACGCAGUCAAGUGCUUCACUGGUGGUUCUCGAAAAAGCAACGAGUCGCAGUGUCCGAUGCUUCAAAGAAGUGAAAAAUCAGCAUCGUCUUCAACAACGACACCACUACCAGCCGCCAAAUCCGCGGUGAAUCGCAAACAUCAAAACAGCACAUGUAGCGUAACCAAUUCACCGCAUCAGAAGAAGCUGAGAUUUCAAUUGGCUAAGGAAAGGAAAGCAAGCACGACUCUAGGAAUAAUAAUGAGCGCCUUUAUUAUAUGCUGGCUGCCAUUUUUUUUGCUUGCAUUAGUCAGGCCAUUCUUGCCUGAUUCUGAUGCAAUCCCUGCAACCCUUUCUAGUGUCUUCCUGUGGCUCGGCUACUGCAACAGCCUUUUAAAUCCAAUAAUCUACGCAACACUGAACAGGGAUUUCCGAAAGCCCUUCAGAGAAAUCCUAUUCUUCCGCUGCGGCGACCUAAAUCACAUGAUGAGAGAAGAAUUUUAUCACAGCCAGUAUGGUGACCCCGUCAACAAAUACAUCAGGUCAGCUGACAAUGAGAGUGGAGGUCGUGCUGAAAAUAAUUUGGUUGAUUCCAUCGAUGUGGCAGCUAAUAUACCCAAUGAAAGUUUUCUAUGA
Belonocnema kinseyi is the source of this 651-nucleotide messenger RNA. It is a transcript of the gene 5-HT7, whose product is annotated as 5-hydroxytryptamine receptor 1-like. The coding region runs from base 1 to 651 and encodes 216 amino acids. NCBI's taxonomy places the organism in Eukaryota, Metazoa, Arthropoda, Insecta, Hymenoptera, Cynipidae. The transcript is spliced from 2 exons. The record is from RefSeq and is a predicted model, not a curated record. Gene Ontology annotation, cellular component: membrane. Gene Ontology annotation, biological process: adenylate cyclase-activating adrenergic receptor signaling pathway. Gene Ontology annotation, molecular function: G protein-coupled amine receptor activity.